AUGGAGGACGGGCGCGAGCUGGACCUCACCUACGUCACUGAGCGCAUCAUCGCCGUGUCCUUCCCCGCCGGCUGCUCCGAGGAGGCCUACCUGCACAGCCUGCAGGAGGUGACGCGCAUGCUGCAGUCCAAGCACGGCGACAACUACCUGGUGCUGAACCUCUCGGAAAAGAGAUACGACCUCGCCCGGCUCAACCGGAAGGUGCUGGACGUGGGCUGGCCCGAGCUGCACGCGCCGCCCCUGGACAAGGUGUGCGCCAUCUGCAAGGCGCAGGAGUCCUGGCUGCUCAGCGACCCGCAGCACGUGGUGGUCAUCCACUGCCGGGGCGGGAAGGGGCGCAUCGGCGUGGUGAUCGCCUGCUACAUGCACUUCACCAACGUCUCCGCCAGCGCCGACCAGGCCCUGGACAGGUUCGCCAUGAAGAAGUACUACGACGACAAGGUCUCGGCCCUGAUGCAGCCCUCCCAGAGGCGGUACGUCCAGUUCCUCAGCGGGCUGUUGUCAGGGACGGUGAAGAUGAACGCCUCGCCCCUCUUCCUGCAUUUCGUCAUCCUGCACGGCACCCCCAACUUCGACACUGGCGGGGUGUGCCGGCCCUUCCUGAAGCUCUACCAGGCCAUGCAGCCCGUCUACACCUCGGGGAUCUACAACGUGGGCCCCGAAAACCCGAGUCGCAUCUACAUCGCCAUCGAGCCGGCCCAGCUCCUGAAGGGGGACGUCAUGGUGAAGUGCUACCACAAGAAGCACCGCUCGGCCACGCGGGACGUCAUCUUCCGCCUGCAGUUCCACACGGGCGCAGUGCAGGGCUACGGCCUGGUGUUCGGCAAGCAGGACCUGGACAGCGCCUGCCAGGAUGACCGCUUCCCCGCCAGCGGGAAGAUCGAGCUCCUGUUCUCCGCGUCCCCCGAGAGGAUCCAAGGCUGUGAGCUCUUCCGCAGCGACCGCGGCGUGAGCGUGGACUUCAACACGGCCGACCCCCUGAUCCGCUGGGACUCGUACGAGAACCUGGGCGCCGACGCGGAAGUGCUGCACACGCAGGGCCCCGUGGACGGCAGCCUGUACGCCAAGGUGCGGAGGAAAAGCGCCCCGGACCCCGGCGCCCCCGCCGGCAGCCCCGACCACAGCGACCACGCCCUGUCGGUGAGCAGCGACUCGGGCCACUCCACGGCCUCGGCGCGGACCGAGGAGCCCCCGGCCCCGGGCCCGCGGGGUCUGAGCCCCCAGGAGAAGGCCGAGCUGGACCAGCUGCUCAGCGGCUUCGGCCUAGAGGACCCCAGCACCCCCCUCCGGGACAUGACCGAUGCCGGCGGCAAGGUCGGCGGGAUGCGCCACGUCGUGCCGGCCCAGGUCCACGUGAACGGGGACGCCACGCCGAAGGACCGGGAGACCGACAUCCUGGACGACGAGGUGCCCGGCCACGACCUGCGCAGCGCGGGCAGCGUGGGCACCCUGUCCUCCUCGGAGGGGCACCCCUUCGCCGGCCGCCAGAGCAGCCGCCACUCGCUCUUGUCGGACGGGCUUGGCAGCGGCGCCGGGGAGGACCCGCACGGCGCCCCCGGCGCGGACCUGGGCCUGGGCAGGGCGCCCCCGUGCGGGCGGGCGGGCUGUGAGCCCCAGCGGCCGCAGCCUGAGCUCCGGGCGCCCUGUGCGCUGGCCCAGGCGCAGGCCUACGCGCCGGGCGGCUACUCCACGCAGACCUGGGUGCGCCAGCAGCAGAUGGUGGCCACCCACCAGUACAGCUUCGCGCCCGGGGAGGCCCGGCUCGUCGCCCGCGGCACGGCGGACAGCGCCCGCGUGGCACAGGCCCCGCCGGUGCUCCCGGCCGCCCCCGCCCGGGGGGCCGGCGGCAGAGUGGCCAUGGGCUCCGGACCUCACCCCCCUGACACCCAGCGGCCCGCCCCUGGCAAAGCCCGGCUCCCGGGCAUCGGCGUGGUGAACGGGACCAGCCCGGAGCCCAGCCUGGACCCCACCCCCGGCUCCCCCACCCUGGACAUCGACCAUUCCAUCGAGCAGCUCAACAGGCUGAUCCUGGAGCUGGACCCCACCUUCGAGCCCCUCCCCACCCACUUGAACAAGCUGGGCGGCCAGGCCAGCAGCCCCUCGGCCCCCGGCGGCGUCGGGGGCGGGCCCCGGGCCAGCGGCCGCCUGCAGGACCGCGGAGAGGACGCCGGCAGGGCCCCCGGGCCGCAAGGUUCCCCGGGGGACGAGCUGCUGCGCAGAAGGUUCCGGAAGCCGAGCCUCGGGCAGUACGACAACCACAUGGGAGGGCCGGCCUUCCCUCAGUGCGGGUGGGAGACCCCACCUUUCCUGUCGCCCGCCGAUGCCAAGGAGACGGGAACCCCCGACGAGGGGGCGGUCGACGGCAGGGCCUUCUCUCCGAGCAAGACCGGCAGCGGCUGCGGGUCGCCCGCCCCGGCGUUUCCCCCGUCUCCCCCGCCGACACCAUAUGUGACCUCGCCCCCGCACCACCCCGCCUUCAGCCCGCCCGGGCCCCCGACCGGCAGCGCCAGCGGCCUGUGCCGAGCGGCUCACGAGGCCCUGGCCCGCUCCGUGGGCAUGUCCGAGAGCCCCGAGGGACCCAGAGCCGCCGCUCCGCCCCUCCCGUGGGCCCUCGCCGCCUGCACCGCCGCCGGCAGCCCCGGUGCCGGGAGGGCCAGCCCCCUGUCUGCCGAGCACCCGUGGGUGGACACCGGCCCCAAGCCCAUGCCCGCCCCGCCCGGGAGCAGCCGGCCCCCCAGAAGCCUGCUGGGCCCCAGCGAGCUCCCAGGCCCCGGCCCCGGGCGGCCCCACCUCCCGCCCGCCGAGCCCCCCGCCCUCCGCGGCCACGCGCUGGCCGAGCCCCCCGAGGCGCUGGACCCCCCGAGCAGCCCCGCCUUCCUGGGCUCCGGCGCAGCCCCCAGGGGAGGCGGCCUGCCCCCUGCCCAGGCCCCGGGCGCCCUGCGGGCAGCUGCGGCGACUGCGGACAAUGGCUUCCUGCCCCCCUUCCUCCCGGGGGGGCACGGCUACGGCCCCCUGACCGGGCAGCCGCCGCUCCCCGAGAAGAAGCGGGCCUCGGAGGGCGACCACUCCCUCGGCUCCAUCUCCCCCACCUCCAGCGGCUUCUCCAGCCCCCACAGCGGGAGCACCAUGAGCAUCCCCUUCCCCAGCGUGCUCCCCGACUUCUCCAAGCCCCCCGAGGCGGCUCCUGCUCCGGAGGACCCGGGUGAGAAGCAGGUGACGGUGAGCUUUGUGCAGGACACCUCCAAGUUCUGGUACAAGGCGGACAUCUCCAGGGAGCAAGCCAUCGCCAUGCUGAGGGACAAGGAGCCCGGCUCCUUCGUCGUGCGGGACAGUCACUCCUUCCGCGGCGCCUACGGCCUGGCCAUGAAGGUGGCCGCGCCCCCGCCCUCCGUCCUGCAGCUGCACAGGAAAGCCGGGGACCUGGCCAGCGAGCUGGUCCGGCACUUCCUGGUCGAGUGCACCCCGAAGGGCGUGCGGCUCAAGGGCUGCCCCAGCGAGCCCUUCUUCGGGAGCCUGACGGCCCUGGUGUGCCAGCACUCCAUCACGCCCCUGGCGCUGCCCUGCAAGCUGCUCAUCCCCGACCGAGACCCGCUGGAGGAAGUAACGGACAGCCCGCCCCAGACGGCGGCCAACUCCGCGGCCGAGCUGCUGAAGCAGGGCGCAGCCUGCAACGUGUGGUACCUGAGCUCCACGGAGAUGGAGUCGCUCACAGGCCCGCAGGCCGUGCAGAAGGCCCUGAGCGCCGCGCUGGCCCAGCAGCCGCCGCCCCUGUCCACCGUGGUGCACUUCAAGGUGUCGGCCCAGGGCAUCACGCUGACCGACAACCAGCGGAAGCUCUUCUUCCGGAGGCACUACCCCGUGAGCAGCGUCAUCUUCUGUGCGCUGGACCCGCAGGACAGGAGGUGGGUCGCGGACGGCCAGGAGUGCAGAGUCUUCGGGCUUGUGGCCCGGAAGCAAGGCAGCGCCACGGACAACGUGUGCCACCUGUUCGCCGAGCACGACCCUGAGCAGCCCGCCAGCGCCAUCGCCAACUUCGUGUCCAAGGUCAUGAUCGGCUCCCCGCGGAGGAUCUGA
Messenger RNA from Pipistrellus nathusii (Nathusius's pipistrelle), 4074 nucleotides. Lineage: Eukaryota; Metazoa; Chordata; Mammalia; Chiroptera; Vespertilionidae. The record is from the annotation of a GenBank genome assembly.